Molecule: messenger RNA, 5797 nt
Organism: Saccoglossus kowalevskii
Lineage: Eukaryota; Metazoa; Hemichordata; Enteropneusta; Harrimaniidae
Product: E3 ubiquitin-protein ligase HECW2-like
Biological process (GO): ubiquitin-dependent protein catabolic process; protein ubiquitination; regulation of dendrite morphogenesis
Cellular component (GO): cytoplasm
Molecular function (GO): protein binding; ubiquitin protein ligase activity
Source: RefSeq, a predicted model, not a curated record
CGGCGAUUACUGGAUAUACGACAACGUUGUACAAAUGAAGAGUUCUCAGGAUACAUGUUGGAAUUUUAGAUGCAUUGUGACAGUGCCAUGUUAUUAGUGUUAUUGGUUACCUGGACUUUUGUACUCUUGCCCUAUGAUAAGAGAUAAACGACAUAAAAUAAAAGCAGCCGUAGUUGACACCAAAAUGGCGACAGUGGUCAGUCGAAGUAACCGACAUAUCCAGAACCUGGAUUUACCACAGCGAUACAGUGCGGCUCCAGUUAUUCCUGCAAUAUCGCGUUUGAGUUUCCAUGACAGAUCAAGCAGUGAUUCCAAUCUCGCGCACCCCAACUUUCUGAAUCGUUCAAGUCUCUCAGUGAACAAAUAUGUAUAUAUAGUUGGCACUGGUGAUAGGCUUAUUGUGUACUGGGACAUUAAGGAAGAGGUGGGAGCCACUGAUUGGAUAGGCCUUUUUCAUGUUGAUGAAGCCAAUGCUGGUAAUUUUUGGGAUUAUAAAAACAGGGGUAUGCAUGGACAUCAUAAAGGACAGACUGUUUGGGUCAUUGACCCUGAUCCCCAUUUUACUGAACCAAUAACUAAGGUGUGUUUCAAAUACUAUCAUGGUGCUAGUGGAUCACUACGUGCUGUUACACCUACCAUCACAAUCAAGAAUCUAGGGACUUCCUUGGUAAACCAUGUCGUGGUUGACGAUGAAAGUUCUCGACUUGUUACUCUCACAAUAUCAGAAAUGCAUGCACGAACCCUCAAGAAAGGCAUGUUUUUCAAUCCUGAUCCAUACGUUAAGUUAUCUGUACAGCCAGGCAAGAGAGCUAGCUUUCCAACCCUUGCCCACCAUGGUCAAGACUGUAGGACAUCUAUUGCUGAGAAUACUACCAAUCCUGUAUGGCAUGGAGAGGAAUUCCAAUUCCAGGCACUGCCCACUGAUGUCCUGGAAAUGGAUGUCAAGGACAAGUUCGUGAAAAGCCGACCUAUCAUUAGUAGAUUUUUAGGCAAGUUGACCAUUCCAGUUCAGCGACUGCUCGAACGAGUUCAUCUUGGAGACCACGUGUUGACUUAUAACCUAAUGAAAAGAAGUCCAGUUGACAAUAUUAGUGGACAACUUGUAUUUAAAGUUGAAGUUGACAGACACCAAGAUGAUGAAAGUAUUUCCUCUACCUCUCCUUCUUCUUUGAGUGCGUCAGGAAGACAGUUGCUAAGAAGAUCUUACUCAGAACCAUCAGACCCUGGUAAUUAUGAUCCUCUACCAAAUGGACCUUUGGAGAAUGAACCAGUUGUUAUAGCGGCACAACCUGCAAUAAACAAUCAAAUAAACAAUUCCAGAUUGUCAUCAGUUAUAAGCAGCCAUGCUGCAGUCAGGAGAACUUGCUCUGGUCCACCUAGAACGACAGUGGAACCUGCCAGAGUGGCUAACGGAGCAUCUAAUGUAGCACCUCCAACACCUACACAACCUAUGAGCAAUCAAAGUAGUCUGAGUGACGAAGAACUUGCCCAAGCUACCAAUGAACUGAUGAGAAACAUGCCUCAUAGCAUUGCUGAUGUACAAAGCAUAGCCUGUUCUAAUUCAUUAAAUACUGCUGCGAGGAGACUGAAUGGGGAUUUAAAUGUACUUGGGAAUAAUAACGGUGCGCAGCCCCCACUGCAGACAGUAUUACAAACAUCAGAUGAUGGAACAUUACCUGGAUCACCAAGUAUUUUAGUAACACCACCAGCUGUUCAGGGAGAUGUCUUUGUGUUCUCCAGACCUGCAGCUGUAGAAACAGCCUCAACACAAUCGUCUGCUAUGCCAACCUCAACAAUAAGUUGCAAUAACAGCCUCUCAGGAGACGUCAUCAAUAACAAUUUAUCUGUCUUAGGUAGUGGUAGUAAUAUAUAUGGUCAGAAUCCGCCAGUUUGUCGAGAUGGUAGCCUAGUUGAAAGAAAUGUCACCCAAUCUAACAAUGCAUCUGCAUCAAAUCAGCAAACAGAAAUAGGUGACGAAUUGAGAAACAGACAAACAGAUGAAGUUGAACAGAGUAGUAGCGCAGCAGGUAAUGUGGCUGCAAGAUCUAACACAGAACCAUUUGGGGAUUUGUCAGGUGGUAAUGAACUCCAAGUUUCGUCUCAGGUCACAAGAAGGCGAUCAAGGGAAUCUAGCCCACGUGCAACUCAUCAUAGCCCAGAUAGAUUACACUCACUCUCUCAAAGUGUAUCGCCUCAGAGGAAAAGCAGCAACUCAAAGACAUUGAUGCAGCUGCAUAUGCAGCCUGCUGUUGAUGUUGAUUCUACGAACUCUAGAACAAGUCAGUCUGCUUCUAAUACUGCUGUAGAAUCAGACGCUAACAAUGCUGUGACUACAAACGUUGCUGCUAGUGGUGGUGUUGCAGUAAGUAUUGCUUCUAGUGGUGGUGCUGCUGCAAGUGUUGCUUCCAGUGGUGCAACAGCAAGUGUUGUUUCUAGUAGUAUUGGUACUGCAGCAGUUCCACCCACGAAUGUUAGUAGUUCAUCAACUUCAUCAUCCAACAGUAACUCAGCGGAUCCUUCCAGUCCUCGGAUAUGGGAAAGAAGAAGAGUCAUACGAAAGAGAACAGGAACUUCACCGUCAUCUCAGGGUUUAAGAUCAUCUCAAUCACAAUCUACAUCCACAGACAGUAGUGAAGAUAUUCCGCCAAUAAAUCCACCGGUACAUAAUGACAGAGUCACUUAUCAAAGAGUAGAGUUGCCACCUGGACAGGAUCCAUUACCAUCAAACUGGGAAGCCAGAGUUGACCAGUACGGAAGGAUAUUUUACAUCGAUCAUGUCAAUAGGACGACCACCUGGGGAAAGCCUACUGCCACAGGGAGAGAUCAUCUUAAGAGACAACAAUCUCUGGAAUCAGAGCAAAGUAGAGAGCAGUUAGAUAGAAGAUAUCAGAGCAUUCGCAGGACCCUAGAAAGAGAGGUUGAUGCCAGUGCUGUGAAUGAAGAGGCCCAGGGGGCUACAGGAGGAGGUGAGGGCGGCAGUUUACCAUCACCUGCUGACAGAGGUUCGUCACUAGAGACACCAGCUGUGAAAUUCUUCACCAGACCCGAUUUCUUUGCCAUUAUUCAUGAAAACUCUGAAGCCAGCCAACAAUACGCUAGGAAUUCAUCACUCAAACAUAUGGUGAACAAGAUUCGUCGAGACCCUGCGCAGUUUGAUCAUUAUCAGCAUAAUCGAGAUUUAGUAUCAUUGUUAAAUCAUUUUGCCGACACAUCGCAGGAUUUGCCGCGAGGCUGGGAGGUGAAAUACGACAGAGCUGGAAAGUCAUUUUUCAUAGACCACAACCAUAGGUGUACAACUUUUAUAGACCCCAGACUGCCAAUCAAACCAUUAAGUAGUGUUAUAGACCCUAUCACCACCUUACAAGUACCAUCAUCUAGAAAUAGAAGCAGAAGUGCUGGAGAAGAUGAUAUCAGAAAUUCAUAUUCACUGGUGGGUGGACGUCAUGGCCCUCCAGUGCGACCACGACCUGUUGAUACUCUAAGCAGGCGAUCAGGACACACUCCAGUUCCUACAGCUUACAACGAGAAAGUGGUGGCUUUCCUUCGACAACCCAAUAUAAUGGACAUUCUCAAGGAAAGACAGUCAGCUUUGAGUUCAAAUAUAGUGUUAAAAGAUAAAUUAAACCACAUUAGAAUAGAUGGUACAGAGGCUUUAGAACGAUUUUCCAAUGACAUUGAUCUUAUUAUACUCCUAAGUUUGUUUGAGGAUGACAUCAUGUCAUAUAUACCGAUACAAGGGGUGCAUACCUCAAGUACAGCAUCCCCAAGAGGAUCCCCACAGCAAUCGCCGCAUUCUUCACCAGGGCUUUCACGUGCCAAUGCUCGAGCUCCAGCUCCUUACAGGAGAGAUUUUGAAGCAAAACUCAGGAAUUUCCACCGAAAGAUGGAAUCAAAAGGUUACGGCCAAGGCCCUGGAAAACUCAAAAUGAACAUCAGACGAGACCAUUUAUUGGAAGAUGCAUUCAAUAAAGUCAUGGCAACCCCUAAACGAGAUUUACAAAAACAUAAAUUGUACAUUACAUUUUAUGGUGAAGAAGGGUUGGAUUAUGGUGGCCCAUCAAGAGAAUUUUUCUUUUUAUUAUCAAGAGAGUUAUUUAAUCCAUAUUAUGGUCUGUUUGAGUAUUCUGCCAACGAUACUUACACUGUACAAAUUAGUCCCAUGUCUGCUUUUGUGGAUAAUCAAUUAGAAUGGUUCAGAUUUUGUGGCCGCGUAAUAGGUUUAGCUAUAGUUCACCAGUUUCUACUAGAUGCAUUCUUCACCAGACCUUUUUAUAAAGCAUUAUUACGUCGUCCCUGUACACUGAGUGAUCUUGAAUACUUAGACGCUGAAUUCCACCAGAGUUUAUUAUGGGUCAAAGACAACGAUAUCACAGACGUUUUAGAUCUUACAUUUACAGUGGAUGAGGAGGUUUUUGGUCAGCUUACAGAAAGAGAGCUUAAACACAACGGUAAAAACAUUCCAGUAACCGAAAAGAACAAAAAGGAAUAUAUCGAACGCAUGGUGAAAUGGCGAAUAGAAAGGGGCGUGUGCGAGCAGACAGAUAGCUUAGUGCGAGGCUUUUAUGAAGUGGUAGAUAACCGGCUUAUAUCGGUAUUUGAUGCGAGAGAAUUAGAAUUAGUCAUUGCUGGUAUUGCAGAGGUUGAUGUCAAUGACUGGAGAAAGAAUACAGAGUACAGAUCAGGUUACCAUGACAAACAUCCUGUAAUUCAGUGGUUCUGGCAAGCAGUAGAACGAUUCGAUAAUGAGAGGCGACUGAGAUUAAUCCAGUUUGUGACGGGUACAUCCAGCAUCCCUUAUGAAGGAUUUGCUGCGCUCCGGGGUAGUAAUGGACCCAGGAAAUUCUGCAUUGAAAAAUGGGGGAAAAUUAGCAGUUUGCCCAGAGCUCACACCUGCUUCAACAGAGUGGACUUGCCGCCGUACACUUCCUAUGCAAUGUUAUUGGAGAAACUUAUCACAGCCGUUGAAGAAACUAGUACUUUUGGUAUUGAAUAAAUGACAUCAAGUGUUCCUGCUUAGCUAACAUAGAAUUUAUCAGCAUGAAGACACUCCCUAGCAUCUUGUUAGUGUAUAGCAAAUCAGUGUAUACCUUCCUUACCUAUUUAAAAUAAUGGUAUAUUCCUGUUCAUUUCCUGUUAAGGGUAGUGUUCUAUUCUGUGGCGAGAAUGUAUGUUCGUAUGUAAAUAAUAUUUCAUUUAUAAAUAACAUAGCUGUCUAAAAUUCAGGAGCAAAACAUCAAAAAUCUAAAAAUCAAUCAAUUAUGGAAAACAAAUAUACAGCUUGUACAAUCCCAAUGUAAAUAUAAGCUCGAUGUUUGCUGUGUUACUCCCUGAAGCUAUUUUAUGUAGUAACAAAAUUACAAUGUAAAUAUAUUCUUUCUGUCAUGUGUUUUUGUGACUGCAGAUUCAUUUGUAAGAAAACAUUAUUUUGUUUUUACUGAACCCACCACAUACCCCAUUUAUUCUACCAACCCAUGAGGGCAGAUAUUCUGUUGUUGAAAUAAUCUUUAAGCAUUAAAACAGCUUGAACAACCUCAAAUAAAGUGAAAUACUUUAUCACUGAUGUCUUGUAUAUAGACAGCAUGAUGAGGAAUUGGCCAAGCGAUUGGCUUGCAGGUCAGGCCGGAAUUUGUAAUUGACUGCACUUGGCGGUGAUUACCAACAAAUCAUGAAUGAAUUACACUUUUUACAGUCACGCUAUCAAAGUAUCAAACAUAUUUUUGAGGAUCUUUUUUUUUCAAUUUUCAGUUGCUUUUAUUUUGUUGCAUUAUUUUAUUAUGAAAACUUUUAUAUACUUUUA